AUGUUCCGAGACUACGGGGAACCCGGACCGAGCUCCGGCGCCGGCGGUGCGUACGGCGGCCCGACGCAGCCCCCGGCCACAGGCCAGCAGAAGUUCCACCUCGUGCCAAGCAUCAACACUGUGAGUGGCAACCAGGAGCUGCAGUGGAUGGUUCAGCCUCACUUCCUGGGACCCAGCAGCUACCCCAGGCCUCUGGCCUAUCCCCCAUACAGUCCCCCACAGCCCCGGCCAGGAGUCAUCCGGGCUCUGGGCCCAGCUCCAGGAGUGCGUCGCCGGCCCUGUGAACAGAUCAGCCCCGAGGAGGAGGAACGCCGUCGAGUGAGGCGGGAGAGGAACAAGCUAGCUGCGGCCAAGUGCAGGAACCGGAGGAAAGAACUGACCGACUUCCUGCAGGCGGAGACCGACAAACUGGAGGAUGAGAAAUCUGGACUGCAGCGAGAGAUUGAGGAGCUGCAGAAGCAGAAGGAGCGCCUGGAGCUGGUGCUCGAAGCCCACCGCCCCAUCUGCAAAAUCCCGGAAGGGGCCAAGGAGAGCGAAACCAGCGGCACAGGCGGUGCCAGCAGCAGCCCGCCAGGCCCCUCCCGCCCUGUGCCAUGUAUCUCCCUUUCCCCAGGGCCUGUACUUGAACCCGAAGCAUUGCACACUCCCACGCUCAUGACCACACCCUCCCUGACUCCUUUCACCCCCAGUCUGGUCUUCACCUACCCCAGCACGCCAGAGCCCUGUGCCUCAGCUCAUCGCAAGAGUAGCAGCAGCAGUGGGGACCCCUCUUCUGAUCCCCUGGGCUCCCCAACCCUCCUGGCCUUAUGA
Messenger RNA from Rangifer tarandus platyrhynchus (Svalbard reindeer), 810 nucleotides. The record is from the annotation of a GenBank genome assembly. Lineage: Eukaryota; Metazoa; Chordata; Mammalia; Artiodactyla; Cervidae.